ACCGCACAAGCAAACGCCACUUUCUGCACUCUCUGUCUAGAGUUCUGGUAGUGUAACUGCAAGCCUUCCCUUCCCUCUUCCUGCAUUCUCUUACCUUUCGUUCAAUAAACGGAAAACUAAAGCAUCACAGUGGCAUCCGCCUUCCGUAUAUGAGGUCGUAUAUUCUCGAAUUCUAAGUGUGCGCCUUUCAACUGUAGAGAGUUUUACAAUGCUCCAGGAAACAUGUACCAUGUAAAGUUUGGCAUUAAAACCUUUAGCAGUUUAGCCCCCUGACCCAAGGUGGAAGUUUGCAUUUGUGGCAAUACAUCGUGAUGUAUAACUUAUAUCUGAAAAGAUUCCCAUAACCAAAUUCUUUAACUUCAGAUCUGAUUAUGGAAUUUGGAAGUCAAGCUGUUUGUAAUGAUGAAGAAGAUGCUGCUAACUGUUUUGAUGGAGAUAAAGAAAAUCAUGAUCAUGGUGAAGAGGAUUUGAGAAACCUAAAUGGAAAUUCUAAUGGUAAAGAACAAGAGGGAUAUGCUAUGAAAGAAAAUGAGAAUAAUGAGCUUUGCCCGAGCAUUGGCAUGGAGUUUGAAUCCCAAGAAGAGGCAUAUGUUUUUUAUAAUCGUUAUGCAAUUGAAAUGGGAUUCAGUGCUCGUAAAAGUUCAACCCGUAAAUCUCAACGUACUGGUGAGAUUAUAGGUCGCUGUUUUUGUUGUUCGCUUCAAGGCUACCGAAAUGCCAGCUCUGUAAGAGUGGUAGAGAGGAAAAGGCUUCGACCAGAAUCAAGAACAGGUUGCAAAGCAAUGAUGUCAAUAAGAAGAAAAAAGGGAGGCCGCUGGGUUGUGAGUCAAGUUGUAAAAGAACAUAACCAUGCUCUAACAUCUCCUAGCAAAAGGCAUAAACUUCGGUCACGACGAAAAAUAAUUGAAUGGGAAGUACUUGAAAACAUGCGUUCAGAGGGAGUUGGAACAAACCUUAUCAUGAACUUUAUGGCCCUUGAAGCUAUGGGAAACUGUAAUGUUGGCUUCACUAUAAGAGAAACAAAGAAUUUCUUGAGUACAAGACGACAAAGAGAACUGCGAAAGGGAGAUGUUGCCACAAUACUUGAUUAUCUUGAGCGUCAACAGAUAAAUAAUCCUUCGUUCUUCUCUUCAAUUCAACUUGAUUCAAAUGGUCAAAUGACUAACUUCUUUUGGGCUGAUGCUAGGUCAAGGAUGGACUAUUAUUACUUUGGAGAUAUUGUAUGUAUUGAUCCAACAUAUGGAACUGAUAAGUACAGCAUUCCAUUUGUUCCGAUUAUGGGUGUGAAUCAUCAUUGCCAGACGAUUCUGUUUGGCAGUGCAUUGCUUUUUGAUGAGACAGAGGAGUCAUUUGCAUGGGUAUUAGCGACUUUGAUGAGGGCAAUGGGUGGUCAGCAGCCAAAGGUUAUUCUUACCGAUCAAAUAUCUGCUAUUGGAGGUGCAGUAGCACGAGUAAUGCCAGGCACCCGUCAUUGCUUUUGCUUAUGGAACAUAAUGCAAAAUGCCACCAAGUACAUACCUCAUGCAUUUAGUACUCGUAAUGGGUUUACUCGUGACUUUACUAGUUGCUUAUUAUACCAAGGUGAUACAGUAGAGGAGUUUGAGUCCAUCUGGAAAGAAAUGAUUGAGAGAUACAACUUAAGGGGAAAUCCCUGGGCAAUGAAGUUGUAUGGAAACCGAGAAAAGUGGGCAUCGGUUUAUGUGCGCGAUGUGUUUUGUGGACCCAUGUAUACCACUCAGUUUGGUGAAAGCAUACAUGCUUACUUUGAUGGAUAUAUGAAAAGGCAUAUGCCUUUGUAUGAAUUUGUGAAGCAACAUGAUAGAGCUGUCCUAGCUAGAAGACAGGCUGAGAAUGAUGAAGACUUUGAAACCAACCAGAAAAUGCCAACUUUGAGAGUUGGUAUGAAUAUUGAAGAAGAGGCAGCACAAAUUUAUACGAGAGAAAUAUUACAGAAAUUUCAAGAUGAGUUAAUUCAGGCUCUUAAUUACCAUCAUGAAAAAAUGGAUGAGGACCAGACAAAGUUCACUUACAGUGUCUGGAAAAAAGAGUAUGAGCAAACAAGGCACAUUGUUACAUUUGAUAGUUCUAAUAACAAUGCUAAUUGUAGUUGCCACUUGUUUGAAUUUACAGGCUACCUGUGUAGACACAUUUUAAAGAUAUUUGUAGUCAUAGAUGUUCAAAACCUUCCGUGUCAGUACAUACUAAAAAGAUGGACACGGGAUGCAAAGUUUGGGCCUGUAGUGGAUGAUCAGGCUCAGGCAAUUCAGGGCCAUUGUCGUGAUCCAGUAUCACUACGGUACUUUUUUCUUUAUCGGCUAGCAACCAAUAUUGCAGCAAAGGCUGCUGCAAACAAUGAAGUGUACAGGGUGGCAAUGAAUGGUCUGCAUACCAGUUUAAAGGAAGUUGAAGGGACACUGAAGAGGCUAUCAAUUGGUUCUGUGGAGCACAUAAAAGAAUUUGAAAGUACACAUGGUGAUAAUAUUAGUCAUGAAAGUCCAGGAAACUGUCUAGCUGAACAGGGGCCUUUGCUUGAUCCGCCCAAUGUGAAGCAUAAAGGGCGGCCAGGAAGAAAGAAGGCAUCUUUAGACAAUCAAUUGAAUAGGAAAAUUACACCUAACGAUAACAUACAAGUAAGUGAGCUUUCCAUGCAGUCGUUUGGUGUGAUAGGUGGGGAAAGUGGGAUACAACAGCCACAAGCGAAAGUGGGACAAAGUGUAGAAACAUCACUUCUAGGAACCAGUGAUCAGCCUGAGGAUUCCAUACGAACAACUAAUGUGAUGAAUUGUCAUCAGACCAGAAAUUUGGUCAAUCCAUAUAUGAUUCAGAGUGGUGGCAGUCAUACAUAUAGUCCAUGUACCACAACAAAUCUUGAACUUGAUCAGUCUAGUCAGGGUUUCAAUGUGGCUGGUGUACAACAUUCUCCACUUGUUAUGGUUGGCCAUCAACUUCACCGUUUGAGUCCAGAAUCCUCAGUUGCUGGACAGCAGAGACAACAGUUGAUAAUUUCUCGCCAUGAUGACAUAGCAUGCAAUGGAUUUUAUCCCCAGCAGCAUAGUGGUGCUUCCUUCGUUGGACAUCAUCCAUUUGGUCAGAGAACUGCACCUGCAUUUGUAUUGAAUCCACACCAACUCCAUGGCAUUAUGAAUAUUGAUCUCAACGAUCCUAGUCAGAAGGGAGAUGGAAGAUCAAUGUAAACUAUGAAUGAACCACUUAAUUGUUCCUGGUUCUAGAUGUUGAUUCCAAUCUUCACCCGCGAUGUUUUCUGGAAACUUGUUGGACUUGAUGAACAAUGGCUUCAUGUACAUGAGUACCAUUUUGCAAUAGGCAUGAAACCAAAAUUCUGCUGACGCUCUACAUCUCAUGCUUGCAAAAUAAUUCAUAUUGUGGCACAUUGAAAGCAAUGUAUCGUGCCUCUGCAUAUCAACCUUGCUAAUCCUGGAGGUUCAUGAUGUACUUUCAUGGGCAUUUUUCUUCAACGAAGCAUCAUUCUUCCCAUUAUCCUUGGGCCAAAUCUUUCAUUGUAUAGCUAUGGGGGGAGUAUUGUCAAUGCUUGACAUUUGGGUGUCAUUGAUGGUCUGUAGUUUGGUUUGUACAGGGGGUUUGUGGUGGUAUUCAGAUGAGCUUUUGGGUGAAUCCAUUUCAAUGUCUCAAUUUUUGUAUCAUAUUUGUAACAUAUUUUUGUUCAUACGAAGUAGAAGUACAUGCCUUAUUUAGCUGA
This is a messenger RNA of Nelumbo nucifera (sacred lotus), 3718 nucleotides long. RefSeq names its product protein FAR1-RELATED SEQUENCE 5-like. Gene Ontology annotation, molecular function: zinc ion binding. The record is from RefSeq and is a predicted model, not a curated record. Lineage: Eukaryota; Viridiplantae; Streptophyta; Magnoliopsida; Proteales; Nelumbonaceae. Gene Ontology annotation, biological process: regulation of DNA-templated transcription.